GCUAAUUUUAGUUCAGUCAACAUAGAAAGUACGUCGUGUUUGCUUCAUUUAUUUGCUGCGGUGAUACAUGAACGAUGAAGACCACGGUUGCAGAAAAGAAAAACGUCGAAGACAUAAAGAGUGAUGGACAAAUCUGGCCACAAGUGUUAGCGAUCGUAGUAGUGUGUUUGGUUCCAUUUACGGUUGGGUUAUUCUUCACUUGGUCCUCGCCAUUCCUAUUAAAAAUCACAGAUGACAAAAGCACUUACGACAUAUCCGAAGAAGACGGUUCAUAUUUCACAGUUAUACCGCCCAUUUCUAUGAUCCUAACAAGCAUCUUCUUUUCAAAUUUAAAUGACAAAAUUGGAAGGAAACCCACAAUCCUCAUAAAUAGUGUACCGCAUAUUAUGGGCUGGAUUCUCACCGCUACGGCAACAAAUGUUUGGAUGUUCUACGCGUCCAGAUUCUUCGCGGGAAUAGGAGACGGACUGAUGUUCGCAUCUGUGCCGAUGUACAUCGGAGAAAUAUCCACGCCUAAAGUCAGAGGGGUAUGGGGGAAUGCCUUAACCUUUGCCAUUUACCUGGGCCAAUUCAUAAUCACCGUGACAGGUAGUUACUGCGACGUGAAACAGACUUCGUAUAUAUGCAUCUGCUUCCCGUUGAUUCAUUUCGUCCUCUUCUAUUUUAUGCCCGAAUCGCCUUAUUUUUACAUCAUGAAGGGGAGAUUUCAAGAAGCCAGAGAAUCACUGAGGUGGCUGAGAAAGAAAGAUGACGUAGAGCAAGACUUUCUUUUAUUAAAAGCCGACGUAGAGAGGCAAAUGUCGGAAUCUGGCACUUGGAAGGAUUUACUUACCAUUAAGAGCAACAGGAAAGCUUUGUUUGCUGGAAUUUUUCUAAGAGCUUCGCAACAGCUCGGCGGUAUAGCCACAUUUGCUGUGUAUACACAAUACAUUUUUGAAAAAUCUGGAGGAAACUUAGAUCCACAAGUCUCAUCUAUGAUAUUUAUUGGUACGACUUGUGUCUUGAACCUUUUAGGUGCCUACACUUUGGACUUGUUUGGAAGAAGACUGUCGUAUAUAGUUUCUUUGGUAUGUUCUGGUAUAAUAUUACUUAUAGAAUCCAUUUAUUUCUAUAUAGAACAAUUUGAAACCCAGAUAGAUAUAAAGUUCCUAAACUGGAUCCCAAUAACGGGAAUGAUGGUUUUUGUACUAUUCUACUCUAUUGGUUUAGGAAUUGUUCCCACAUUGAUGCUCGGUGAAUUGUUUUCUACAAGUGUUAAAGCCAAGGGCUUAAGUGUUUUAAUUGUGAUAUUUGGGAUUCUUGUUUCUACAAUUACCAAAUUAUUCCACGUACUCACUACCAAUUUUGGUCUGUAUUCGCCUUUCCUACUAUUUUCUGUAAAUUGUCUUCUGUCAACAAUUUUAGCAAUUUAUUUGAUACCGGAAACUAAAGGAAAAACUCUCGAACAAAUCCAGCAAUCUUUAAAAGGUUCCAAGAAAACAAAUGAAAAGAAUGGAGUGGAAACUAAUCCAAACCCUUGAAGUUAUUAAUACCAAUUUAUAUUUUCUUAACAUAAAAAAUUGAAUGCAAACCGUACAUUUAAUAUGUAUUUACAGGAAAAAAUAUUAGUUAUGUUUGGUACAAGACAGAUGUGAGAUGUGAUCCUAGUUUAAAAUGUAUGUUAUUUGGUUAUUAUAAACCGACUGCAUAAAAUAUUACAAAUGUUGGCAUGCAAAACUGUAUACUGUAAAAAUAUACAAAGUCUGAAAUAAGUAAUAAAUGCAAUGGUAAGGUCGUGAUAUAAGUACAAAAGUUAUCCGUCUAUUUGUAAAGAAUGCUGUGAUAUUGUGAUUCCAGUCGAUUGUAGAAGAAAAUAUAUUUUAGAAGUAUAGAAGUUACUGGCUUCUUAAUAAUACCUGUUGCCGAUAAUAUAAUAACAUAUAAGUUUCUGAUAAGAUUA
Anoplophora glabripennis (Asian longhorned beetle) is the source of this 1939-nucleotide messenger RNA. RefSeq names its product facilitated trehalose transporter Tret1-like. Gene Ontology annotation, molecular function: transmembrane transporter activity. The record is from RefSeq and is a predicted model, not a curated record. The transcript has 3 exons. The coding region runs from base 75 to 1520 and encodes 481 amino acids. NCBI's taxonomy places the organism in Eukaryota, Metazoa, Arthropoda, Insecta, Coleoptera, Cerambycidae. Gene Ontology annotation, biological process: transmembrane transport. Gene Ontology annotation, cellular component: membrane.